Molecule: messenger RNA, 2295 nt
Organism: Aspergillus wentii DTO 134E9
Lineage: Eukaryota; Fungi; Ascomycota; Eurotiomycetes; Eurotiales; Aspergillaceae
Product: Zn(II)2Cys6 transcription factor domain-containing protein
Exons: 4
Coding region: 143-2227 (694 amino acids)
Biological process (GO): positive regulation of transcription by RNA polymerase II
Cellular component (GO): nucleus
Molecular function (GO): zinc ion binding; transcription cis-regulatory region binding; DNA-binding transcription factor activity, RNA polymerase II-specific
Source: RefSeq, a predicted model, not a curated record
CCCACAGUCUGCCCUCGAAACUCCCCGACUGCCCAUUCUUCAUCAGUCGCUUUCCUGAUUUCCCCAUGGUCCUUGCGCAUCCUGUCUCUACAGCGAAUUGCAUCAUCCGGUUCUUCUGUCCACUCAGCAAUGGGUAUUCUCCAUGUCUUCGCCUCGGAGUACAGGCCAGCGGCCAGCAUCUGCCACGAGGCGCGCCCCUGCCUCAGCAUCAUCUCGCGCCUCAGGCCGGGAGACUCAGCGAUCGCGAAAGGGCUGCAGUCCGGAAUGCCGUAAGAGGAAAAUUAAGUGCGAUGAAAAUCGCCCGGAAUGCGGCCAAUGUCUACGCAGUGGCCGGGUCUGCCAUGUCGUCGACAGUCUCUUCCGCCAGCACUGCUACACCUUCUUGGCCACUUCGCAGCAGACUGAUCAGCCCCAGCAUCCCCCCGAGACAACCCGGGAAGAGGGUGUUCGCUCGCCUGAAGCCCCGAGAGCGGUUUCCCGGGAGGUUGAGCAGCCUCGGUCUCACGAUCAGCAGCCAGGUGCUGCGAGUGGACCAUCUCCAAGGGCCAAUGAUACCCAUCAAACACCGUCGCCGGCUUCAUCGCAUCCGCAAGAGUUGGUGGCGGCGACAUGGCAGUCGGUCAACUCACCGUCCCUGCACAGUAUCUACGAGGACGAACGGCAUCAUGCCCCGGUGCCACCAGUUGAGCCACCUCCAGUUCCUAGUCCAUUGAACCACUUCACUGCGAAUUCCCUGCCGGCGCAUCCCAUCCCAGGUACGCAGUCGGUUCCCUCCCAUCUAUGCAGCAUCCCGAAUGGCCUGCCCGAUGAAGAUCAACAGGACCAGUACGAGAUCGCAUUCUUCCUACGAUGCUUCUCUGAAAGUCCUGGUCAAUGGAUGGACGUAUUCACCGAGCAGCAGUCGUACUUCAGUCAGCAUAUUGUCCUUCUUGCACAUAUGAGCACCUUGAUACGCUAUUCUGCCUGUGCCGUGGCAGCAAAGCAACUAGGACAGAUGAAAGAACCAAUGUCGGUUAUUCGUCAAACACCGACGAACAAGCUCAUGCUCAAAUCAUUUGCCGACUCAAAACUCGAUUUCCUCUGGUACGGUGCCAAGUAUUACGAAAAGUCCAUUCAGCUUCUAGCAAAGCAGAUCUCCCAUGAGGAGCUCUCUAUUUCCGCGCUGUCUCCCUGUUGUAUCUACAACUCGGCUUUAUCAGUUAAUGGCGAUGACCAUAGCAUGCUGGGAGAUACCGACGACACAUCCAGCAUUUUUCAGAUCCUCGCGGCAUGUAUGCUCUGCCAGUAUGAAGACCUCAGUGCGACGAUGAGAGCACGCUCGGGGCAUUUGGACGGCAUUUUCAAACUUUUCCAAUCCCAUCUAAAUGAUACACUGGACCUCCAGCCAUCGAUCCAACCACCUGAACCGGCAAGAGCGGUUGAAGCAAUAUUUUGGUUCUUCGUUCUCAAUGACAUGCUUGAUGCUUAUGUCUCGCGGAAGCAGUGUCGAAUCGACCCCGAAAACCUCUUGAUCUGGCAGAAGAUGGGUCUUCCCAUCGACGAGCACGGGCACUUGGUGACGGACUACAUCAACAACACCCAGUAUCCGGAAAGUGUCUACUUCAGAGCACUGAUCCGACACAUGUGUCAGCUUAUCAAUCAAGAUCUCAACAACACAGCUCAAUGGACCCGCAUGACCGAGGAGUUCGACCAUUGGCGCGAUUCACUUCCUGCAUCGUUCAGCGCCACCAUCUCCUGGCCUCAUCUGUCACCUGAACCCGAUCCAAAUAACUUUGCCCAGGACUCUUCCCCCAAGGAGAUUUGGUACUCCAACGACCUAUGCGCUAUGUCCAUGAUGUUCUACCACAUGGCACGCAUUCUUCUACUGAUCCACAGACCGGUAGACGUGUUUCUCACAAGGCAUCAGCCUUUGAAUCAAUCCGAUCUACUGGCGACUUAUAACUCUUUACAACGGGAUAUUCGCGCACAUGUGACAGAAAUUAUUCCCAUCGCACGGGGACUACCCCAUAGUCGAGUGCGCAAGUACAUGUUACAACCACUCUACGUCGCAGGACGAUGUUUUACAGAUGCCAAUGACCGACGCGAAUUGUUCAAGAUACUCUGUCACAUUGAAAGUGACCUGGGAUCAGCGACCGAGUAUCGCAUGAAGGACCUGUCAGGAGAAUGGGGGAUCCCAUUUGAAAUUGUCAAUCGCAUUGGUGUGGAUGCGGGGUUACUUGAUAUGUAAAGUGUAUAUAUAUUAUGUAUUUUUAUGAGUUAUGAACAGUACGAAUUCCACUUUAUGAUGAACAGAAG